AUGGAAAACGAUGAAUCAACAACUUCUGUUUCUUCUUUGGCAUUAGGUGGUGCUAUAACGGGCAUAUUUGUGCUUAUUUUUUCAAUUAUUUAUUUAUUCUUUCGAUCACCUUCAUCAUCGAAAACGGAAGAAAUAAAAACUGAAAAUUGCAUUAAAUCUGAAACUGAUCGAAAGAAACUAACAACAAAAUCGACAACAUCAAAACCUACAAAGCAAGAUACAAAAGGAACAGCAAAAUUUGUACAUCCAUGGUUAUGUGCAUCAUUACGAGGUCAUUCAAAUCCAGUAACUGGUUUAAAUUUUAGUCAUAAUGAUAAAUAUCUUGCAUCAGUUGCUGAAAAUGAUAGUGUUCUUUUAUGGCCAACAAAAGAUUUCGAUGGGAAAGAACAUAAACAUACUCGUGUAAACAUUGAAUUUGAUCAAGCGCGUCAUGUUAUAUUUAGUCCAGACGGAAAAGCAUUUCUUAUUAAUUUAAUAAAAGACAAUAUUAUUCGUGUAUACAAAUUUGAAAAACGUGCUGAUGGUUUAAUAACAAAUGCUCAUGCUGUUUUAGAUUUUCCUAAAAAAAAUGAAAGUCCUAUUGUUGCUAUUGGUAUUGCUUGUACUGGAAAAUUUAUUAUAUCAGCAGAAGUUAAUAAUAAAAUCAUUUUAUUUGAUACUAAAGGUGAUGUUCUUGAUACGGUUGAAACUCGUCAAGGUCAUUUAAAUUACGCUGCUGUAUCUCCAUGUGGUCGUUUUUUUGGUUCAUCUGGUUUUACUAGCGAUGUUCGAUUUUUUGAAGUUUGUUUUGAAAAGUCCAAUGGAAAUUUUAAAGAAAUUCGAAAAGCAUUUGAACUUAAAGGACAUAAUGCUCAAGUGUCAUGUUUUAGUUUAAAUAAAGAUUCAACCCGGGCUGCAACUAUAUCAAAAGAUAAUACAUGGAAAUUAUGGAAUACCGAUGUUGAUUAUAUACAUAAACAAGAUCCAAAAUGUUUAUAUACUGGUACAUUAUUAUAUAAUAUUGAAAAUUUAGGUUUAAUUGUUCUUUCACCUGAUGCUUUAUCAACGGUUAUUUCAAUUGAUAAUCGUCUUAUGUUUUAUAAUUUAAGUAACGAAGAAAAAAAAUGUGAACAAGAUAUUGAAAAUGUUCAUUCAGACACUAUUCGAGUUUUAAUAAUGGAUAGUACAGGAAAAUAUGUGGCGUCAGCUGGUGAUCGACAAAUUCGAAUAUUUCAUAAUAUUGCUGGAUUAAAAGGAUUAAUUGAUGAUUUGACAGAAAAGGCUCAUACAGCAAAACAAUUAACAUUAAAAGAACGUAUUGAAGAACAAAUAAACGAUGCACGGUCAAAAAUUGAUAAGAUUCUAAGUGGUGCUUCUUAA
Rotaria sp. Silwood1 is the source of this 1359-nucleotide messenger RNA. NCBI's taxonomy places the organism in Eukaryota, Metazoa, Rotifera, Eurotatoria, Philodinida, Philodinidae. The record is from the annotation of a GenBank genome assembly.